AUGAAUAUCUUCAGGUUAUUAGCCGACUUUUCUCACCUCGCGUCCAUAUUCAUACUAUUACAGAAGAUGAAGUCUUCAAGUAGUUGUUCAGGACUUUCAUUCAAGUCCCAGGCGCUAUAUUUGAUGGUUUUUGUAACGCGUUAUCUUGAUUUGUUCUGGGCUUUCACGGACUCCUUUUACAACACAACUUUCAAAAUCUUGUUCAUCGGCUCGUCGGCUUACAUCAUUUACCUCAUGCUCAACGACUACAAGCCAACGCAUGACCCCAAUACUGAUACCUUCAAAGUGCAGUAUCUCCUAGGGUUUAGUGCUCUAUUGGCGCUCCUUUUCCCGCAUGAUUAUAGCGUCUCAGAGAUUCUCUGGACGUUCUCUAUAUGGCUCGAGUCCGUGGCUAUCUUGCCCCAACUUUUCAUGCUUCAGCGCACUGGGGAGGCAGACACCAUAACGACACAUUAUCUUUUCGCUUUGGGAUUGUAUCGCGCCCUUUACAUCCCUAAUUGGAUCUAUCGCUAUUUUGCAGAGAGUCACUUUCAACCCAUCCCUGUCGUAGCUGGUAUCGUCCAGACACUAUUAUAUUCGGAUUUCUUUUAUAUCUACUACACCAAGGUUAUGAAGGGCAAGAAGUUCUCAUUGCCUGUUUAA
This is a messenger RNA of Aspergillus tubingensis, 642 nucleotides long. RefSeq names its product ER lumen protein retaining receptor. Gene Ontology annotation, biological process: protein retention in ER lumen; endoplasmic reticulum to Golgi vesicle-mediated transport. Gene Ontology annotation, molecular function: ER lumen protein retrieval receptor activity. Lineage: Eukaryota; Fungi; Ascomycota; Eurotiomycetes; Eurotiales; Aspergillaceae. Bases 1 to 642 code for a protein of 213 amino acids. The record is from RefSeq and is a predicted model, not a curated record. Gene Ontology annotation, cellular component: membrane; endoplasmic reticulum; cis-Golgi network. The transcript has 6 exons.